Molecule: messenger RNA, 3275 nt
Organism: Drosophila navojoa
Lineage: Eukaryota; Metazoa; Arthropoda; Insecta; Diptera; Drosophilidae
Source: RefSeq, a predicted model, not a curated record
GAGCGCGAACGGGUGUUAAUUUUACGACUUUUGUAAAAUUCAUCACACGUCGAAGUCGACUAAUGAAACAGCAACGAAACAAAUAAACAAAAACAAUAAUCAUACAAUCGACAUAAAUUGUCAACAAUAGCAAGAAACAAUCAACUCCAACUGAAUCUCAAGAAACAGCAAUACCAAUAACAAAAUAUAAUCAUAAUAAAACUACAUACUAAACGGCUUUAUUUUUAAAUGUUUGGAAAAUAAGCGACUGUGUUUUAGUUAAUUGGAAAGUAGUUAGAAAAUUUGUUGUGUGUUUUGUAAUUUGUUAUCAAGUGUAUAAAAAGCAAUUGAAAGCAAAAAACAACAAAAUUGACUUUUAUUUUUAACGAUCUAAAAGUGCGCUAAAACAUUUGUGAUUCAAGUAUCAAAUCGAUGACUAUAUCUGUUCGUUCGAGGGACUUGGUGACUUAACAAUGGACUCCUUAGCCAUCUUCAUAUUCUUGUGGGCCGUCUUGGCCCUAUUCUCCGUUUGGCUGUGCAAGCUGCUCUACCACAAGUAUCUGAAUAAGGGCGCCAAUGCCGCCGCCUCUACCGGCAGUGCCGGCAACAGUCGCCAGGGCAGUGUGGCUCCUGGUGCCGCUGGCAAGCCAGAGAAGCGACUGUCCGAGCCACGCGAUCUGCUGGCCACCAAGAGCAAAGUCGAGGAUCUAUCGAAGCCACUAACCGGCGCGGGCGGUGCUGGCGCCGGUGCAGCAGGCCGCGGACGCUCCACAGCCUCGCCCAUGGGCGGCGCUGCGGCCGGUGCGCGUCGUCGCGUGGUGCGCCAGAGCUCUACGGGACCAGAGAACCGCAAGAAACGAUAUGUGCCACCGCCCUCCAAUGUGGUGGGGCCAGAAACGAGCUCCGUCACAUGGACCAGCCAAGUGUUUCGCUGGCUCUACAGCGAUCUAGUUAUAGUCAACGAACUGCUCAUGUCCUGGGUGAUAGCACUCAACGACACCUUGCGCAAAUCCGUCGAAGAGCAUGGCGUAGCAGUUGAGGUGGUGCGCGUACUGCCCGACAGCCCAGCACCGGCUCUAAAUAAUAUAUUUUGCAAUUGCGAGGAACAGAAUCCCGCUGAAAUGCUCAUCACCUUCGACUGCGAUGCGAUGCCGGUGCUGCAGGUGAAGACUUUCAGGCAGAAGUCGGGCAAGGUGGAGACCUCGCAUUACAAGGUCACCGUCUCCCGUUUCCGUGCACGCAUGUCCAUACCCAUCAACUACAAUACGCUUAAGGGUGAGAUGCGUGUGGACGGCUAUCCGGACGUGCGCAUUACCAUGAACAGUGUGGGCGCCAUCAAGCCCAUGGAUCAGGAUGAGCAGCAGCUGCAGACAGUGAUCACCGAUAUAUUGACGACGGCGCUGCGCGACACCGUCUAUCCGGUUGACUUCUCCAUCUACUCGACCUGCCCGCGCGCCGAAGUGGAGCCCCUCGAGUUGCCUGUAAUCUAUCCCGUGCACUAUGAUUCGCUGGCGCACAACAUGGAGAAUCUGGGCAGCGGCAUGCUGCGCGAUGGCCAGCACAUGGUAUCGGGUCGCCGCCUGCUGGUGAAGAUCGUCAAGGGCGAGGGACUGAGGGAUGCGCACGAGCCCUAUGUGGUCAUCGAGAUGGACGAGCCGGCGCAGAAGAACCAGACGGGCACUCAGCGAGGCAGCAAGCCCUACUGGGAUGAGCAUUUCCUAUUCGAACUCUCCCCACAAUCGGCUGAAAUACUGUUUGAGGUCUAUGAUCAUCCGGUGAUUGCAUCGGAUCCGCCCAAGUUCCUUGGCCUCGGCCUGGUCGGCAUUGACGAGCUGGCCGUGGGGCCCGCCUCCACGCAGGUGCUGCAGCUGCAGCCACGCCCCUACGAGACACAGCCCGUGACGGGCGCCAUCACCGUCGACUUUGUGUUCAUCGAGGGCGCCGAAAUCCCAGCCCAUGCCCGUCCCAAUCGCCUGAAGGAAGCCCUGCGCCUCAGCACGCCCGCCAUCAAUGAGCACAUACGCAACGGCGCCGACCUGGCCGACGCUGCGGUCCGUGCCCUGCAGGAUGGCACCCUCUCCGGCUCCACCGGCAGUGGCCAGCCCAGCAAGAGCACCCUCAUCAUACACAGCGUGCAGCGGAACUCGACCAAUCCACAUGCAUUUAAGGUCGAGCUGAACAAGGAUGGCCAGAUCGAGGUCACCGAGAGACCGUCGCCGACGGAGCUCGACCAGGCCGUCGCCCAGGCCUUCGAGCGUGCUGCCAACGAGGCUGCGGCCAAUGCGAGCUCGAUCGAUCUGGUGGACAGUCCGGGCAGCGACUCGCCCAAUACAACAGGUAACACAGUUAACACCAACGAGGAGACCACAGCCGAGUUUGGCCAGCCAAAUGCCGCCUCCUCGCCGAAUGGGAGUGGCUAUCACAACAACUACAGCCUGAAUGGCACAAGCAAUCUGAAUGGCAGCGGCAGCGGCUACAACUCGAACAGUUUGACCCGCAAUGGCGCCUCCUCGCCAUUCCCGAGCCAGCAGCAGCAGCAGUCGGGCUUGGAUCUGGAUGAUCGUGGUCGGAGCAAAAAACGUAAUUUCUUUGGCACCCUCAAGAAGCGUCUCAGUCGUUCUAAAACCCGCACCCUAUCGGCCGAUCAGCCCAAUAACAACAACCAUAAUUCACAAUCAGCCAAUAAUACAACAACAACAACAACAACAACAAAAGCAGGACUCACUCGAACAGCCACUGGAACCCACAAUGGUGAUUCUUCCCGUUCAUUAUCUGUCGAUCGUGCCACUCUGUCUAAAAGCAAUUCACUUGGACCCCGCAUGGGCAUUGGUAACUCCAUCACCGACCACUCACGACGCUCUUCAAUUUCAGAAUCCUCAGCCAUCUCCGGUUUCUCCUCGGCUAGCAACAAGACCUACGUACACGAGGCGUCCACCUUGGUCCUGGAGACAGUCGAAAAUGGCGUUAAGCGGCAUUUCAUCGUGCCACUGGCCAUUGCACAGAGGCCUCGCUGGCGUCGCAAGGGCACCAAGCUGCACAUCUACAACGAUCACACCUUCAUAGCCAAACAUUUGAGCGGUGGUGGCUUGCAGUGUUCGAUCUGCAUGAAGUCCAUACCCAGGCGGCCGGGCAAGCAGGGCUACGAGUGCCGCGACUGCCAGUUGAUAUGUCACAAGCAAUGUCACGUCCGUGCUCCACAGGCGUGUCCCAAUCCCACGGUGCUCUCCAUGGAACUAACGAAACUAAAUCUAACUGCUGCGGAUCGUAGCAGGAAAUUAUAAAAAAACCUACAAUAA